This is a messenger RNA of Batrachochytrium dendrobatidis JAM81, 1941 nucleotides long. RefSeq lists its product as uncharacterized. The coding region runs from base 1 to 1941 and encodes 646 amino acids. The transcript is spliced from 2 exons. NCBI's taxonomy places the organism in Eukaryota, Fungi, Chytridiomycota, Chytridiomycetes, Rhizophydiales. Gene Ontology annotation, biological process: regulation of transcription by RNA polymerase II. Gene Ontology annotation, cellular component: nucleus. The record is from RefSeq and is a predicted model, not a curated record. Gene Ontology annotation, molecular function: DNA-binding transcription factor activity, RNA polymerase II-specific; RNA polymerase II cis-regulatory region sequence-specific DNA binding.
AUGAGUGAAAGCGAUUGGAGCGUGCAACCUAGUUUGAGCACAACUCACUCACAGCCUCCAAAACAGCAACUCCAGCUCAAAAGUCUGCAACAUGAUUUGGAUCAAGACAAAGUAAAGCAUCAUCAGCCACAACAUCAGUUUCUCCAUCCAGCCAUGGCCAAUCCCAAUACUUUGCUGCAAUCUCCAGUAUCCCCAAAUCCUGUCUACCCUAAUUCGGGAACAUCUGGAAAUUCGAAUUCGAGUGCUCCACUUUCAGCUGGACCAUCGCCACGAGUUUCUUCAAAAAAUACUGAUUUUCUCCAUCAAGUGGACGCUAGCAACAAUCAGCACCACAUUGAACUUGAAAAACUAUUUUCAGAUACCUUUCAUUCCGCCCAUGUUGGACAGAGCGAUGGCAAUACUACCGACGCGACAUUUACAUCGACAUUACUCACUCCACCAUUAUCGGCUCUUCAGCACGAUACUAUUCCAAAAAGCCUACUAAGUUAUCUUAAUAUUCCUGUUUUUUCAAACACAGAUCACAGCGGAUCAUCAAAGCCUCCCACUUCUGGACUGAUGCUGUCUAAUUCAUAUCAGCAUCCAAUUUUAUCGGCCAUUUCUAUUACAAGUCCAGAUCCAAUGAUGUUUCAAGCAGCUUCCAAUGAUGGCUAUUUUGAUCAGAUCCUUGCUCAUCACACUACAAAAGGGUCAGAUUCAAACCCAAUUUCCUUUGCAUUUAAAGAUCAACAGCCAGUGAUGGAGCUACUAGAUGACCCAAUAUAUAUGCAUAUGAUGCAAAAUGUUAAUCCAACAGAAGUAGGAAUAGGCGCUUUAGGAAUGCAUACAAACACAGACAUUCUCUCACAACUAAAUAAUGACACGUUUCUCCGAGAUUUGGAACACGCUACAAUGCAUGCUCAAGGACAAGACUCUAUGCAUAAUUUGGUGCUUUCUGAUAUGCCUGGUGGACCCAUGUCAGGAAGCUCUGAUACUCAAUUGCAACUCAUGACUAUAGGCCUUCCAAACCAUCAUAUGCCAAAAAGUGCACCUCUUCCCCAGUACUCUGGCGCGCCUUUAGUUUCUCCUAAAAUGAUGUUUCAUACAUCUGGCAUGGAUGUAUUUGCACCCCACUCUUUUAUGCAUCAUGGUACACCGUCCAUGCCAUCCAUUUCUUUACCACUUGGUAAUUUCAACAUGCCAUCUUUAAAUGAUGACCCAUACACACAUGACAUGAAGCAUCAACAGGAUUUAGGCAACAUGCCUAUUGCAUCAUCAAGCCAUCAUCAGAAUACUCAAAACACCGCUUCAAACAGAUCUCCCAAAGUUUCUCAUAAAAAACCCAAGCAACACGAAAUGUUUUUGUUGAAACAGACUUUAAAUAUACCUGACCAAAUCAUUGCAUCUGGAACUAAUGAAACCAAUCAUAUCCAGCCAAAAACACAGAAUCAUUUAACAGUAGAUGAACCACAGCGUGGAAAGUCUGGACCAUUUAUAUGCACGCAUCCUGGAUGCAACAAGAUAUUUCCGUCAAACAUCAAGCUUCGAUCUCAUGCUAAAUCACAUCGACCUAGAACAUUUCGAUGCGAUUCAUGUCACGCUUGCUUUAAUCGUGUUCAUGAUUUAAAACGACAUCAGCAAAGCGUUCAUUCUGUUCACCGACCUUUCCAAUGUUUGCGUUGUUGCAAAACAUUUUCGCGAUUGGACGCGCUAAAAAGACAUACAACACGAACUACAAGCUCUUGCUAUGACGCACCUAUUCAAAUGGAUGGAGAGCAUGCAGCAGUACUUGAAGCUGCCAUCUCUCAGCUGGCAAGUAUUGGAGGUAUGCAAUUUCCAAACGUGGGAAGUAAUGGUGUGAUGAACGCUAUGGAUGCCAUGACUGCAAUCGAUGCCAUGGGUGGUACAGGUGUAUUUGAUUUGUCUACAUCUGGCACGGCUCGAAAUUCAUCUAUAUUAAAUUAG